CAUCCUAUCAGGAAAUGCGGAGCUUCCUAAGCAAAUAACUUGCAGUACAUAGAUCGACGGCCAUGUCGAGUGAUUCCUCAUAAUUGAUGGAUAUUUACAUUGGCGACCAAAGACAGGACCGACAAAAAAAUGAACAACAGUUAAGAAAUCAGAAAAGGAAUCACUCGUCAUGGGACAUACCAGAAAUGUGGCGGUGAUUAAUUUCAAAAAAGUGCACCGUCGUGAUGUUUUUUUUAUUGAAGUGACGGUGGUCGCAUUACGAAAAGCUGGAUGUAACGAGAAUAUUUCAACUAUUUCCAUCUUCCCGAUGACAACUGAUUGGUCGCAGUGCAUUGCCCAAGUGGAAAUAUUUGCUGAGUCUCUGAGCUACACCAUUUAUGAAUCGUUAGGAAAUUAUGACAAAAACCAAUACCUGAAUAUCGACGGGUUACUGUUGAUAGGAAUCUCAGAAUCCAUCACAAACCACUUGGGCGGUAGAAGUCACUACGAAAAACUGGCCAUGCUGAUCAUGAGAGGUGACAUUGAUCGCAACUCGGGAUCUCUUCGGAAGGCAUCAACCAUGUUCCAACGAUCGAUUAUGGUCAACAUUGAUCCUGAGUUGUCCGUUUGCAUGCUAAAUUCUGAGUUGACCGUCGAAUGCUUCACUGGUGGUGAUCUGCAUGACAUUGCCCGUCAUGUGGAGGUUUCCGGACAUUCUACGGAACACGAAAAGCAAACGCUUAGGGUAACACAAUAUCGCAUAGAUUCCGUCGAACGACCAACCGACAACGCUUACCUACGUUUGAUAGAUCGACCGGUUCUCCGAAUGAUAACCAACAAACUGAAUCUGACACCGAUAAGUGUGGGCGAUAACUUUGACUACGGUUAUCGAAUGUCGAAUGGGACAUUCAUUGGUUCUCUAGGGGAAGUCGAGUACGGCAGGACGGAUCUGGCCAGAACUAGGAUAAUGUUUUCCCUACAUGAAACUUCCAAUGUACAGUUCGUAGUUCCAGUCAUAGCUACCCCUUUUCGAUAUGUGGUGCCAAAAAACUACUACCCUCAUGCUCGGAGGGAGGUAGACAUAAUUGCCUUGUCGUUGGAGUUUAUGCUCGUGUAUUACUCGAUUUUAUUUUGGUUCCCGAUAGGAUUUCGGAUUCUGGAAUAUUACAGCUUCCAGAUGGCUCUCGCGAAGAGCAAUUCAAAAACCCCAUGGAUAUCAUCCGUCUUCAUGACGUACGCAACCAUGACCAACAUAUCCAUCGUGAUUCGAGAAAUAUCAUCACAACGUAUAUACUGGAUAACACUGAUUUGGUUUCAGCUCAUCACCUACAGUGUGUUCCAGGGGAACAUGAUUAAGGAAGUGAACACAGCUGAUAACAGUAGAGAUCUUCAAACGAUUCAGGAGCUUAUGGAUUCUUCUUUGAACAUAUCUAUUGAUCCUUCUUUUACAACAUUUUUCAAGUAUAGCGAGCAGGUUACAGCCAGAUACAAUCUUGAGAAUCGCAUUAUGAUGGAAGGAUUGGAUACACCGCAGCUUUUAUCGAGGCUCAUUACCAAGAGAUCAUUCGCCAAACUGCUGGCACAGGAUAAGAUUGAAGAGUUCGUUCCACAAUUCUACGACAAUAAGACGGGCGAAGCGUUGCUCCAUGUGAUCCCCGAAGUGGCGUACGAAUUCUACUCAGCAAUGUACGUUCCACUUACCUCACCAUAUGUGGAAACAUUCAAUCGGAUUUUGCUGCAGUAUAUUGACGCUGGUUUGAUAGAGUAUGGAACUGAUCGCAUGACAUUUGAGACGCAGCUUCUGGUGAUCAGACGACGCGCGGGAGGGAACUUUAUGGAACGAGAAAAUCAAGCCGCAACAAUUGAUUUAGGCGCAUUGAAGGUAAUUAUUUUUCUGGUUUUUGGAUUGUUCGCAGUGGCCAUUUUAGUAUUUUGUGGCGAGCUUUUAAUAAAAUCGAUGAACUCGAAAAAACAAACGCAUCGUACUAUAUGAUUGAACUUCUUACGAACACUAAGAAAUGGCAAGGAUCUUGUUUUCAAA
Messenger RNA from Armigeres subalbatus, 2020 nucleotides. RefSeq lists its product as uncharacterized. NCBI's taxonomy places the organism in Eukaryota, Metazoa, Arthropoda, Insecta, Diptera, Culicidae. The coding region runs from base 170 to 1972 and encodes 600 amino acids. The record is from RefSeq and is a predicted model, not a curated record. The transcript has 4 exons.